This is a messenger RNA of Pan troglodytes (chimpanzee), 2921 nucleotides long. It is a transcript of the gene SPEM2, whose product is annotated as SPEM family member 2. The transcript has 4 exons. The coding region runs from base 1348 to 2850 and encodes 500 amino acids. NCBI's taxonomy places the organism in Eukaryota, Metazoa, Chordata, Mammalia, Primates, Hominidae. The record is from RefSeq and is a predicted model, not a curated record.
UUGUAGAGAUUGGGUUUCACUACUUUGCCUAGGCUGGUCUCAAACUCCUGGGCUCAAUCGAUCUGCCUGCCUCAGCCUCUGAAAGUUCUGGGAUUACAGGCGUGAGCCACUGUGCCCGGACUGUUUCCUCCCCCUCCCCUGAGGCAGGGUCUUGAUCUGUCACUCAGGCUGGAGUGCAGUGGUGCAAUCAUGGCUCACUGGAGACUCAAUGUCCUGAGCUCAAGCAGUCUUCCUGCCUCAGCCUCCUGAGUAGCUGGGACAACAGGCACCACCACGCCCAGUUAAUACCUUGUUUUCUUUAGUGCACAGAGAAGCCCCUAAAUUCUACCCCAGGUCCCCAGGCAGUCGUGCACUAGAGGAGAGAUCUCCAUCUCCAUGGCCCUAACUCCUCAGAAGGCUGGUGCCUGCCAGAGCCCAGGGUUAGGCUGCAGCCACCGGUGAAGCCUGGUUCCCACACGGGGUUUCACUACGUUGACCAGGUUGGAACUCCUGACCUCAGGUGAUCCAGCCACCUCAGCCUCCCAAAGUGCUGGGAUUACAGGCAUGAGCCACCGCGCCCAGCUCAGGUUUUCUUCAGGUAGUAGCUUAACCGUUUUUCACCUUGGAUUAAGGGUGGGUUGGUGGGAGUGCAGGUGGUUAGGUUGGAGAAACCAUGGCUGGGGUUGGUUCCCAGCAGAGGCAGCCACCUCAGUGAGUCAGAUGUCAGUGUGACGAAGUGGCUGGUGGGCUCAAGGACCACCAACACCUAGGGCUGGAGUCUGGCCAGGAAGAAUUGGGCAGAGAUGGGAGCUAGAGGACUUUUGACAGGGAAAUGGGCAGAGUAGGGAGGGGCUGGUACAGCAGGGUGAUGCCUGAGGGGACGCAGUGUCACCUGCCCAUCUAGUCACCCUAGAUGCUGGCCCCAAAGUAACCAUGGGGCAAGGCACACCAACAGGCUAUGUAAGUUGCCAUAAUGUCUCAAAAGAACAAUAAAACAGGACAUAUCUUAUGCAUGCUUCAACCCUGUGACGACUGUGUCAGCCUCUAACUACCCUAUCUUCAGCUCAGGAACCAGCUGUGGGGUUAAGCAAACCUCGUGGAGAUAGAGGAACAGACUGAGAUCUGGGAUAUGUGGGGACCGGUCUCCACCAAGUAGGAGCCAAGGGUGGAGAUGGCGGUAGAAGGGGCCAGCAGAAUGGAUAAAAGCUGCCACCUCCACAUUGUGACUCUCGCUAGCUCACCUCAUUGUGACCUGGCUCCCUUAUCAGCUUGUAGUUAUCUCCGGGGAUUGGCAUGAGUGCAGUGUGGGUUGGGGCCGGGGGUGGGGGCAGAGGGGGGUGGCCCAGGUGGCCCUAGGACCCCCCCUCCAUGGAAAACCAGCUAUGGCAUAACACCGUGAGAUGUUGCAAUCAAUACCAAGAAAGCCCCCACGAUGCCGAGGACAUCUUACUCCUGCUGCUGGGCCUCAUCGUUCUUGUCAACAUUGGCAUCAACGUGGCAACUAUGAUGUGGCAUGGACUCCAGAACGCCUUAGACAAGAUGAUUGAUUGGGCUACUCAGAAAAAUGAAAUUCAGGCCAGUGAAAGUCCCCCAAGUGGUCCCCCAGACAAGGCUCAGGAUGUCCACAUCCACUGCAUCCUGGACCCUGUGCAGGUGAAGAUGUCCCGACCCACGCAGUACUCCUCUUUCUCCUGCCACCAUUUCUCCAACCAUCACAGUAGCAGUCUUCUUCGCUGUGUUCGUCGCCACCGCCGCCACCGCCGUUGUCGCCGUCGCUGCUGCAACCACCAGCAGCGGCCGCAGAACUACAGACAAAUCCCCCAUAGCCGCUCAGUCUUCCGUAACCCACAUCGCAGCCAAAAGAUGUCACAACUACACCGAGUGCCUUUCUUUGAUCAGGAGGACCUGGAUUCCUACCUGGAGGAGGAGGACAACCUGCCCUUCCCGUAUCCCAAGUACCCACGUCGCGGCUGGGGUGGGUUUUAUCAGAGAGCGGGCCUGCCCUCCAAUGUGGGGCUGUGGGGCCACCAGGGUGGUAUCCUGGCCAGUCUGCCACCACCCUCUCUCUACCUGUCACCUGAGCUGCGCUGCAUGCCCAAGCGUGUAGAGGCCAAGUCCGAGCUGAGGCUGCAGUCCUGUGGGCGCCACGGUUCCCAGUCCCGACUGUGGGGCAAUGUGGAGGCUGAGCAGUGGGCCUCGUCUCCACCACCUCCCCACCGGCUGCCCCCUAACCCCUCUUGGGUCCCCGUGGGGCACAGCCCUUACCCCUCAGUGGGCUGGAUGCUGUAUGACUCCUGGGAUCAGCGGCGUCGUGGCAUGGAGGGCUUUGAGCGCCCCCCUGCCUUGGUGUCCCGGAACGCCCGGCCUGAGGUCCAGGGCUGCCGGGAGCACCACUCCCUACAGUCCCACCGGCAGAGCCUGCUUGGUCACGCCUAUGGCCAGUCCCACCGCAGUCCCCACCCAUCCACGGAACCCUUGGGCUACAGCUCCCGGGACCCCCAUGAGGUGCGGCGUCGGGCAGCUGACUGGGCUGAGGCUCUGCCCGCCUGGCGUCCUCUGACUACCUCUGCCUCCCUCACGGUGUUGGACGAGGCCUCCCACCAACGGACCCCAGCUCCAAGCUCAGUGCUGGUCCCCCAUUCCUCCCAGCCCUGGCCCAAAGUCCAGGCUGCGGAUCCCGCCCCUCCCCCGACCAUGUUCGUCCCACUCAGCCGGAAUCCAGGGGGCAAUGCCAACUACCAGGUGUAUGACAGCCUGGAGCUGAAGCGGCAGGUGCAGAAGAGCAGAGCCAGGUCCAGCUCACUGCCACCGGCUUCCACCUCCACCUUGAGGCCCUCUCUGCACAGGAGCCAGACCGAGAAACUCAACUGACCAGCAGGCGGAUGUGGGGUGUGGGGCAGGGCAUGGAGGGAGAGGAAUAAAGAGAAACAGAGUCCAGGAAA